UUUUCCUGGACAAUUAUAUCUAUGUCCAAAAUAAAAAUAACUCUCCAUUAAAACAGAUCUUAUGAAAUAAAAGUCCUUCAUAAAAUGGUAAUUAGUAUCAACGUUAGUCACUGUAGAUAAGAUAUGUAGUGUAUUGAUAAAUUCGAACAAUUUACACCAUUUUGUGAAUGACGUGAAGUUAUGUGCAUUUAAAUAAGAAUAAAAAUAAAUAUCAUCAUUUAAGACGUUUAAUUUUUUUAUUGUAUAAUUUUAUUUAAACAUGCGUGAAAUCGUGCACAUCCAAGCGGGCCAGUGUGGAAAUCAGAUCGGUUCCAAGUUCUGGGAGAUCAUAUCUGACGAACAUGGCAUAGACGAGACCGGCAUUUACAAAGGCGUAAGUCCACUACAAGCUGAGAGACUUAAUGUUUACUACAAUGAGGCUUCUAGUGGAAAAUUUGUCCCAAGAGCUGUCCUCGUGGACCUUGAACCUGGGACCAUGGACUCAGUGCGGUCCGGCCGCUAUGGUCAAUUGUUCAGGCCGGACAAUUUUGUAUUUGGUCAGAGUGGAGCAGGAAACAACUGGGCUAAGGGUCAUUAUACAGAGGGUGCCGAACUAGUUGAUGCUGUUCUUGAUGUUAUCAGGAAAGAAGCAGAAGGAUGCGAUUGCUUACAAGGUUUCCAACUCAGCCACUCCUUGGGCGGUGGAACCGGUUCCGGGAUGGGUACGCUCCUCCUUAGCAAGAUAAGGGAGGAAUACCCUGAUCGCAUCAUGACCACAUUCAGCGUGGUCCCCUCACCCAAGGUCAGCGAGGUGGUCCUGGAGCCAUACAACGCAACGCUCUCCGUCCACCAGCUCGUUGAGAAUACAGACAUGACGUUCUGCAUCGACAACGAAGCUCUCUAUAACAUUUGCUUCAGGACACUACGUCUGAGCAGUCCAGGGUACGGAGACUUGAAUCACUUGAUAUCGCUCACAAUGUCGGGAGUGACCACGUGUUUGCGGUUCCCGGGACAGCUGAACGCCGAUCUGAGGAAGUUGGCCGUCAAUAUGGUCCCAUUCCCGAGACUGCACUUCUUCAUGCCUGGCUUCGCACCUUUGACCGCGAGGAACUCCUUCAGCUUCCGCGCACAGACCGUCCCAGAGUUAAUGACACAGAUGUUCAACCCUGGUAAUAUGAUGACGGCUUGCGAUCCUCGUCACGGUAGAUAUUUGACAGUGGCCACCAUGUUCAGAGGCCAGAUGUCCAUGAAGGAGGUCGACGAUCAAAUACUAGCGAUACAGAAUAAGAAUUCGAGCUAUUUCGUGGAAUGGAUUCCGAAUAACCUCAAAGUGUCCGUCUGUGACGUCCCGCCGAGAGGACUCAAAAUGUCCGCGACCUUUGUCGGAAACUCGACCGCCAUUCAGGAGAUAUUUAAACGGAUAUCCGAACAAUUCACAGCCAUGUUCAAGAGACGGGCUUUCCUCCACUGGUACACCGGCGAGGGUAUGGACGAAAUGGAGUUCACAGAAGCCGCUAGCAACAUGAGCGACUUAAUAUCAGAAUACCAGCAGUAUCAGGAUGCUCAUGUAGAUGAUGAAGAAGUCGGCUUUGAUGAAGAGGAAGAGGAGGAGGAAGAGCCAAAUUUCACAGACACCAAAGAAAUUUUGCAUUAAUGUUGCCCGUUUGUAAAUAAUAAAUAAAUUACAUUUGAAGUUACUACGUAGGUGUUAUGAUAAUAUCGUUAUAAAUAAAUGACAUUACUCCAAAAUCAAA
Messenger RNA from Vanessa tameamea, 1733 nucleotides. Its product is annotated as tubulin beta chain-like. Bases 260 to 1633 code for a protein of 457 amino acids. Gene Ontology annotation, molecular function: GTP binding; structural constituent of cytoskeleton; GTPase activity. NCBI's taxonomy places the organism in Eukaryota, Metazoa, Arthropoda, Insecta, Lepidoptera, Nymphalidae. The record is from RefSeq and is a predicted model, not a curated record. Gene Ontology annotation, cellular component: cytoplasm; microtubule. Gene Ontology annotation, biological process: microtubule cytoskeleton organization; mitotic cell cycle. The transcript has 12 exons.